Messenger RNA from Pseudovirgaria hyperparasitica, 2100 nucleotides. RefSeq lists its product as uncharacterized. Lineage: Eukaryota; Fungi; Ascomycota; Dothideomycetes; Acrospermales; Acrospermaceae. The transcript is spliced from 2 exons. The record is from RefSeq and is a predicted model, not a curated record. The coding region runs from base 412 to 1947 and encodes 511 amino acids.
AUACCAAUUAAAUGCUUCUUCCUCGAAUAUCAUUCUCAUCGCGUGUCGCGUGUCCCCGCAACGAGUUGAGCAGCAAGUGAUGAGUUAUAGGUACCCAAUGAUUAGUGGAAGACAUCCGCUGCCGCCGUCGCCGCCACCAAAUCAGACAUCGACGGUAACGCUAAUCACUUUAUCCCAGAUGCGGCAAGGCAUUUUCAAGUUUACACUCUAAUCAUUUGAUGAACCCAGACUAAUUACCCCGCAAAAUAUCGUAUCACGGGCCUAAAGAUCGCCAUGUUCUCAGCAUACAUCGACUUAUUUCCGGCUUGCCAGACAUCGUGCAGCAAUCUCUUGCAUCAUACUGCACCUUACAAGGUAUUUCGCUCUUAGUAUUCGACAAUAAGUCCAACCUACUUUCUAGUAUGAAAAAGCAUGCCUGAAUCACCAAAGGAUCCCAACGGACCAUCGGCGCAAAGGAUCAAGAAGCGGGAGGUGGACCGAAGAUGCCAACGUCUUGCGCGCCAGCGGACCAAGUCACGCUUAGCUACCCUCGAGGCUCUGGUCGAAGACUUUCAGAAGAACGAUGAAAGUGGACGGGUGGCCAGUUUAAUGAAGCAGAUUUCAGAUCUAACGACCGAUAAAGAGAGGCUGGUGAAGACACUACGUUCUGUUCAGUCUGCUUUAGAUUUCAACAUUGAAGAUGAGGACCAGGAUGCACCACAAUCGCCAAAUGCAGUCCUUAACCACAAUGAGAACACAGUCGUUGUGAACAUGAACGGACAAACCUACCCGCCAGUCUUUCCAGAGCACGUGAACACACAUAUUGAUCUCAGCCGACGAGACUCAAUAUCGACUGAGCGGACCAGUAGGACCAAUCGAAGACUUUCGAUCGCGACCCCAGACUUCGUCAUGAAGCAAUCCCCAAGAUCAGAUGUAUCCUUACCAAUUCUCAAUUUUCCGAAUGCGUAUGGAGCUGUGAGUACACCAGAGGAAGAUAUCUCGCCUUUGACCGGACAGACGAUGCUCCGUGUCCUCAAACCAGUAUAUAACGUCGAGAAAAAUGCUGCUUGUUCGGCCUGUGCGGAACGUACCAACAUUUGGCGAUACACCAACGAGAUUCUUCUUGCUCGUCCAAAGGAAGAUCCACAGACAGUUGCCUCUGAAGACAGGCAACACGAAGAGACGCCACUCCUAGCGGUAAUGCAUGGCUGGCACGAAGUAGAGCGCUUGGGUAAAUUGACUCCUGCCUGGAGGCUAAUUAGUAGCGUGGACAAGGUAAUCUUUGAGGGUCAACUGGGUGCCAUAGAGAGAGUGGCAACAUUAAGGGCAAUACACACGCUGAUGAUGUAUCACAUCGAUCCGAGUUGGGAAAGGGUAGCCAGGCUACCUACAUGGUACUUUCUACGCCCAUCUCAGACUCUCGUUCACUCCUACGCCACCGACUACUUCGCCUGGCCAGGCGUCCGCGAGCGAUUCGUCUUCUCCGAGCACAACUACUGCGGAAACAUAUUCUGGCAGCUUUUCAACAAGAACCUACGCAUCCUUUGGCCAUACGAGUUCCGUGACUGCUAUACCAAGAACGUCCAGACCGGCGAGCUGCAAUUCAGUCUUGACUUUCGUCGACGACUUGAAGACAUCAAUGUCUGGGCUAUGGGGUCCGACUUCUUUGAACGAUUUCCAGAGCUGCGAAGCGAUAUACCACAGUGGAAUAGCAUCCCAAAACAAGUGGAAGCUGAUGGCGAUGGAAGAGUGACGGAAGUCGGUACCGCUUGGAAUGACGAGAGCGUUGCUGGUGAGGACGGAGAGUCUAGUGAUGAGAAUGCGGUCUCGAACCAACAGAAAUGGUCGCACAAUCAUGCCGUGCACGAUACCAGGCAUGCGAAUAUCAGACAGACUCGCUAUGGGGAUGGAUCAAUGACCCUCAACGACAUUGUGAAUCUGGAAAGGAGUCUGCGCGAGUACGUUUGAGUAAGAUGUGCUCGUCGAACAUAUCAUCUCGACCUCAGCCUAGAUAUGAAAAGGAAUCUCAACAAGACAAUAAGUCCGUGUCUAAGGGUGAGACUGAUAUCACAAGAAUGCCAGGGAGGCCAGCCUUUUUGGGCUGCUUAUUCCUGUCCUCUA